UCCCGCUCGCUCUCCCUAUUUCCUCGUUCUCCAUCCACCUACCCUCUCGCCGGACCCACGGCUGGAUUCUGAUUGGCCGGCUGGCGUCCCGGCCAGGCCGCCAGCAGCGGGAGGCGGCAGCGGCAGCAGCAGUAGCAGCAGCAAGGAAAGAAGAGGGCACCGAGGGCGGAAAGGGGUGGCAGGGGCAGCCUCAGCCUCAGGCGCUAUCGUCUCCUCCGUCGCCGCCACCGUUCUGCCUUUGCUGGGCGGCGUGGCAGCCUGAAGGCGCUGGUGAAGAAGGACGAGCCUGACUCGAGCCAGGGAAGGGUGAGACGGCUGUCCCCGUCCUCUUGACAGCUUCCGAGGCUAGUGCAGAGGAAGGAGCGGCUGGUCUCCUUUCGGGACAGUUGCUUUGAGCUGGACGGAUCGCGUCUCUGGGCACUCCAGCUCCUCUGCGGUUUGGGCUCCGGGAGAUAGUGGUGCGCGCAGCUGCAAAGGCUAGAGGUUCUUUUUUAAAUUGAUUGUAUUGAGGCUGGAACUCAACCAUGGGAAGGAAGCUGGACUUGUCUGGUUUGACUGAUGAUGAAGCCGAGCAUGUCCUUCAGGUGGUCCAACGAGAUUUCACCCUCCGCAAGAAAGAAGAAGAUCGCCUGAGUGAAAUGAAGCAGAAGCUCGAUGAAGAAGGUAACAAGUGCAGUAUCCUUUCAAAGCAGCAGAGUUUUAAUGAGCGAUGCUGCAUGCGCUGCUGCUCUCCUUUUACUUUUCUCAUCAAUACCAAGCGACAGUGCCAAGAUUGCAAAUACAACAUCUGCAAGAACUGCAGCUCCUAUCAGAGGAAGGAGAAAGCUUGGCUCUGCAACGUGUGCCAGCAAGCUAGACUUUUAAGGGCUCAGUCCUUAGAAUGGUAUUACAAUAAUGUGAAAAGUCGCUUCAAGCGUUUUGGAAGUGCUAAAGUCCUGAAGAAUUUAUACAGAAAACAUCGUUUGGAAGCUGGAGCUUGUUCUGACAUACUAGAAGCAGGAAGCUUCUGCGAAGGAACAAUAGAAAAUGAAGGAAGCAUUUGUGGCAGCGACUCUACUUUCUACAGACAGACAGAAGGACACAGCAUGAUGGACACUCUUGCUGUAGCUUUGCGUGUUGCAGAAGAAGCAAUAGAAGAAGCUAUUUCUAAGGCAGAGAUGAACAGUGACAGCUUGGACAAACAGAAUGAAGCUGUUUACUUACGAGACCAUAAGGAAGAACUGAUAGAAGAACUUGCUACUACUAUUGUCCAGAAGAUCAUAAGAAAGCAGAAAAACAAGCCUGAGCAAGUGGAAGCUGGCUUUGAGUGGCCCCAGUCCAGGAGCAGCAGUGGCCUCACAACCGCUACUCUCUCGGAUCAGAGCAUGCUGACCUUCCCAGGGAGCCGCCGGGGAUCAUACACAUUAUGGAGAUCUCAGUCUGCCUUCUCACUCACUAAUGAAGAUGCAUCAGGCAGAAACCUGGACCUUGCAUCUUCUGUGCCUGAGUCUCUUGGGAGGCAAGCAAAAGGCCCCAUCAGGAAACAGAAAGAGCACAGACUUUCUGCUUUGCCCAGCUGGAAGAGCGUGGACCAGUUAAAUGAACCAAAUUUCUCCCCCGUCUUACAAAGUAUAGAUGGAAACUGGGUAGCCUUGCAGAAUGUCAUUUUGCCUCGCCCUCGAAUGCUUGCCAAACCAAAGAGCCAAGUAUUCCAAGCUUUGGAGAACGAAUCCACUGUGGUUUCUGCUUAUGACGAGAUGGGUUCUGAUAGUGAAGAUGAUUAUGACUGGAACAUAGCUUUGAACAAGUUGCGGCGGCAGCCCAAGCAGCUGUCAAAUUAUGCCAUUUCGCAGUGCAAUACUGGAUGGGCUUCUAGCAAUGAACUGUACCAGCCUGUGACCUCCCCUUCACCUGGGCUAUUGACCAAUGAGACAAUGUACUCUGAUUCUGAAUCAUCAUCAGUUAGUUCUUCCAAGGAGAGUAGUAGAACUGGCAGUCUUCCCUGGAUGCAAAGGAGAACUUGUAACAAAAAACCCAGGGAAGAAAAAAUACAAUUACAUGGAGAACUAGAUGUAAACUUUAACCCACAAGCUACCAGUUUGGACUAUUCUGAUAGCAGUGAAAGUGAAGAAGUGUAUCAUGACCUGGAGAAGACAUCGAGGAGGUGGAAAAAAAGCAAAGUUCUCUCAGAAGAUGUAUGCAAAGUAAAAAACCGCACACAAACCCACAAGAAUUUGAGCACAAGCCAGGCAUCUGAAGUUCUGUCAGAAACUGACAUAAGCAGUGAAGACCAACACCAUCAAAACAAGCCAGACACUAUAGAAGAAAAACUGAAGUCCAGAUUAUUUGAACUGGCUGCAAAAAUGAGUGAUAACAGGGAAAGCUCUUCAGAGGAGCAGUUAUCGGAGCCAAGAACAGAAUCAGAGAACCUGAAGUCAUGUGUAUCUUCGGAAGACAAUGGCCAAUGCAUUCAGGAGGAGUCAAAGAAGAAAUACUCUGCUGUGUCUCUCUGCAAUAUAUCUACCGAGGUUCUAAAAGUCAUCAAUGCAACAGAGGAGCUCAUAGCGGAAUCUGCAGAACCAUGUGACCUCCCAGCAGAUUCGUGUGACAGGGGGAAAGGGGACUUCCCGUUAGGUACAGAUCCCAUCCGACUUGAUGAGCAACUCACAGCUCUGGAAGAAAAUGUCUACCUGACAGCUGGCAGCGUUUACAGCCUCGAGAGCCAGCUGGAUGAUCUUGAAGAUGCAGCACGCCGAAUUAGCAGCGUCACGGCAGAAUCGCAGCUUGCUGACCUGGAGGACCAAGUGGCCACAGCAGCAGCCCAAGUUCACCAUGCAGAACUUCAGAUUUCAGAUAUCGAGAGCAGAAUUUCAGCGCUCACAGUAGCGGGCUUAAAUGUAGCUCCGUGUGUUCACCUGACAAGAAAGCGGGACCAGCAAGCAAACCAGAUGCACACAAUAGACUCAUCCAGGCAGCAGAGAAGAAAGCUUCCAGCUCCACCAGUGAAAGGUGAAAACAUCGAUGCUUCUCCGGUUACUCCUGUUAGAACAUUUAACAGGAAUUUCAUACUUCAAGGAUCUCUGACACAAAGAACAAAAAAAGAGAGAAAAAGCACUGCCAAGGAUUUGACGGAACCAACUAUAGGGUCUGCUGUAAUGUAUUAGAAUUAUGAGAUUCUACUGCCAAUAACACACUGCCUAAGGCUGCACACUCGAGUGCCUUUAUAUAACAGCCAUUGUACACAUCCAAUAAAAGGACCCUCAAGAACCCACAAUGCCUCAAUCAUAGGGCUUUGUUUGGAUACCUCACUGAGCAAGCUGUUCAAGUCUUCAGCAUUGUGGUCUGCUGUUGGAAAUUCUGCCUUAAAGUUCUCCUGAGACUCCGAGACGGACACUGCGUUUCAUAUAAGCAAGGCUCCAGGAUUUAAGAUGCACUUUUCCUCACAUUGCCCGUUGUACUGAAGUCUGUAUGUCUCCAAAAUACAGUACACUUUUGUAUUCUUAACUCAUCCAUUACUGUCCAUCAGUAUCUCUUGCGACGGUGGAAGAAAAACUCAGAUCGUUCCUCCUGCGAUGCCUGGAGUCACUGGCAAUCCUGAAACAAAUUGCAGGGAGGGGUGGUCUGGGAGGGCGUGGAACGGCUCUAAUCUGGGAGGGAAGGUAGUUUUCCAUUUGUGAUUCAGCUUGCUUUGCAUCCUAACAUACCUUGCUAGGUACCAUCAGAGUGACCGAAGACUAUCUGAGAGGAUACGUUUUGUUGGUUAUGCAGGCUUUCACCUACAUGAAUCUGAAACCCCUUCCGUCUUCAAGAAAUGGCAAAAGCAGUUAGAGACCCAAAUAUUUUCCCAGCUGAAAUCAGUCCUAGCUUUUCUCUUGCGAGAACUGGCCUGAGACUUUACCACUCAGAAGCCUACUGCAAGGGGCAACAUUCAAAUUGAUAUGCCGUCUCUAAAUCCAUGAGUAACAAAUACUUACGUUACAAAAGUGAUCUAUCCAUGGUGCAUAGGUGACCAUCUUAUUUACAUUAAUGCUUUUGAAAGAAGUGUAUAGUUACAGUUUCAGGAUCAGAUUUUGAUAGCCCGUUACUGGAAGUGUGAUAUUGCUUCCUCUGAUCUCACCCAAGUGUGGAAGUGGCUUUUGGGACUCCUAUCCCAGCAGUUAUAAUUUCAAGGAAUAAGUCUGCUUCAGUUGCCCUGCAGUUGAGACAAGUGAGAUUCUGUAGACUCUACAGCCCACUUCCUAUGGCUGGCUGGCAAAAACUGGCACUAGACCAGAAUCUCUGCUUAUCUGUUGUGUUUAUGAGCCAAAAUCCAGACAGUAGCACAUUGGAAUGUGUCUAAACAGCACAUUUAAUUUACUUGCAGUAAAACGACAGUAGUCAAGACUCAGUACUUAUCACUAUCAAGGAAAGUGGAUUUUAAUUUUAAUUAAAUGUUGCUUCUGUGCAAGCACAGAAAAAGGUUCCCCUUACACAUGCUGCUCAUAUCCCUUAAUGUCUACACCCCAGGAGUCAUAGCUGCAAAUGGGCCUAUGGCCUAAAUUGACAACAAGGGUCAGUCAUACUGUGUACAAGCUUGCAACCUUGUGCUCUGUCUUUGCUAACCCUUGAACAAUAUGCACCCCAGGUUCUAUGCUGAUAAUUAGAACCACCAUUAGAAACAUUUCACCUGUAAGCAUGCAUUAUGAAGCUUGAAAACUCAUCUUCACUGCUCUUUACUGUAAGAACUGAAUUGUGGCAAAAAAGAAAUUUGAACUGUAGUCUUAAAUAUACUUUCUAGGGAGUAUGCCCCACUAGAGGUUUGCUCUACAUGAAGGUAUACCUGCAACAACAUUAGUUUCAUUCAUUUCUGUUGGGUUUGCGUAUUUCUGGGACCUUAAUUCAAAUUCCAUUGAUGUACUCUCACUUCUCUUACUGCAGAUAAAAUGAUGUCAUCAUACCCAUGCAUGAAAUUCUCGUCUGUCUUUUAUAGGAUUUGUCAGAUGGCAGAAUUUUGUCUGCAGUGUAUAAAACUCCACAUAGUAUAUGAUCUAAUCAAAGCUUCUUAACAAAAUUAGGGGUCGAAUACAACUGUACUUUACUUCAUUCCCAUUCACAUGACUGUGUCUGCACUUGUCCAAGAUGCACCCCCAUAUUCUUGUUUCUGCAGGUCUGCGUGUUAAUGAAAUGUCAAUAAUGAUGGCUGGUCUACAUAUUUGUCCGAUGAUAAUAUUAUUAGCUAAUACUGUGUAUGUAAUACUGAAUCCGACAUGACUAAUUUUAAUAGAUAACUCUUUGGCUUUCGUUCUGUUGAUGUGAUAUAAAACAAAACUGAGUUUGGAAUAGAAUGUUUUCCAUAAGAGGCAUGAAAAGCAACUACAGUGUUCAAAUGUUAAAACUAUUCAGUCUUCUUUGAGAAAAAUGUGUACUGUGUAGGCAUUGCAAAAAAGAAAUUCCUGCUAUAUGGCAUUUCAAUUUUUACAAAGGUUUACUUGUGCCAAAUGUGCAAAUAUUUAAUUUACUGUUUUGAAAGAAAACCAUAAAAAUGUAUAUGUUAUAGCACAUGGAAAAUUA
Molecule: messenger RNA, 5529 nt
Organism: Varanus komodoensis (Komodo dragon)
Lineage: Eukaryota; Metazoa; Chordata; Lepidosauria; Squamata; Varanidae
Gene: MYRIP
Product: myosin VIIA and Rab interacting protein
Exons: 17
Coding region: 525-3143 (872 amino acids)
Biological process (GO): intracellular protein transport
Cellular component (GO): cortical actin cytoskeleton
Molecular function (GO): myosin binding; small GTPase binding; actin binding
Source: RefSeq, a predicted model, not a curated record